UAGUAUUUGUGUAACAUUUCCGGACAUUAGUGUAGGCAAAUUGAGGAAGGCGGGAGAAAAGAACUCAAAUGAAAAACCAACACUUAAUUUUCCCUCUCUAUGUUCUUCCCCUCUCUCUUCCCAAUUCAACAAACUCUUAUUAAAACCCUCUUUAAUCUUUAUUCGUCGUUCUAACACUAUUCAUCAUUAACAAUGGCGAAAUCACCAGAUAAAAUUGUAGCCCAAGUCGGCGAACAACUCGCUAAACAAACUCGCCUUACCAAAGAUUUUCUUGUCAAAUCACUUCGUCAAGCUGUGAGUGCUUUACUGGACCUUGAUCAGUGUGCGUCGCUUAAAUCUUCUUUAAGGCCGUUGAGUCAUUCUCUCAUAAAGCAAGGACUGCUUCGCCACAAAGACAAAGAUGUUAGACUUCUGGUUUCUGUUUGUUUAUGUGAAAUUAUUCGGAUCCUUGCACCUAAACCACCAUUCAAUGACAAAGCUUUCAAGGACAUUUUUGAGCUUUUUGUCAGCAUGUUUAUGGAGCUUGCUGACACCACUAGCCCUUAUUUUUCAAAAAGGGUUGAAAUGUUGGAGACUAUUGCAAAACUAGAAUGCUGUCGUCAGAUGCUCGAUCUUGACUGUGAUGAUUUGAUUCUCAAAAUGUUCAAUACGUUCUUCUCUGUUGUAAGAAAGGAACACCAACAGAGCUUGAUUAGCAGCAUACUGUCCAUAAUGUCACUUAUAUUGAAGGAAAAAGAAGAUAUUCAACCACUUAUGGAAGUGAUUUUGCAGAAUCUAAGAAACACAAGAGAGGGUCCUGCUCCUGCCUUUCAUCUUGCUAUUGCUCUAAUUCAGAACUGUGCAGAACCUGUGGAGCCUGCUAUUCGUCGAUGUUUGAUAUCAUGCAUUUCAGAUGGAGAGGAAGUGGCAAGUGACGGGAAGGAAUGCUACCUAGAAUGUAUAUAUGAAAUCUUUCAGCGCAUGCCACAUAUGAUUCACGCUGUUGUCCCAAAUUUGGCCCAAGGAUUAGUGAGUAAUCAAGUGGACGUUAGAAUAAAAUCUGUUAAUGUCAUUGGAAAGCUUCUAGCAUUGCUUCAAGAUAAGGGUAUACAUGAACAUCAUUACUUAUUCGUUGAGCUUCUGAAAAGAUUUUCUGACAAGUCAGCUGAAGUCAGAAUUAAUGUUAUACGAGCUGUUAAAAUAUGUUACAUGGCUAACCCAUUUGCAACAGAAUCAGACCAAAUUCUUUCUUCCGUUGAAGGACGCUUACUGGAUUGUGAUACUAGUGUAAGGACAGAGGCAAUUUCUGUUGUUUGUGAUUUGGCAAAGUUUAGUUUGAAAAACUUUCCAGAAGUGCUAAUAACUCGGGCCAUUGACCGCCUGCGUGACAAGAUGACAUCAGUGAGGAAGGAGGCACUAAAGAAGUUGCUUGAAGUUUACCGUGUGUAUUGCUCCAAGUGUCAUGAAGGACAGAUGGUGCUUAAAGAAGUUUACGAGCACAUUCCUUGUAAAAUAUUGAUGCUUUCAUUAUCUAAAAAUUUAAAGGAGUUCAGUCCGCAAAACUUGGAGCUUCUGCUCGCAGUGGAAUUAUUUCCAGCAUCUCUUCCGGCAGAUGAUAAGAUGAGACAUUGGAUCUAUCUAUACUCACUUUUCACCUCUACUCAUGUGAAGGCACUAAAUGUGAUAUUAUGUCAAAAAAGAAGGUUCCAAAGAGAGAUGCAAAACUACUUAUCCCUUCGGCUAAAAGCAAAGGGUGUCAAUACAGAAGACAUCGAUAUUAAGAUAAAAAAUGCUUUAACACGAAUGUCAGCUGCGUGCGUAAAUCCUGUCAAAGCAGAAGAGUCUUUCAAUAAGCUAAACCUUGUAAAGGAUGGUGGUGACCUUCUAUCUCGAUUGUCCCGCCUGUUGGAAGAACCAGAACCAUCAAAUGCAAUGACCUUGAGGGACAAAUUUUUGAAAGACAUUGGGAAUAAGCAUCCACUUUUUGAGUUUCUAGAGCUUCUGUCUCUGAAAUGUUUGAACAAUAUAUUUUGUUCGGAGCAUGUUCGAUAUAUUUUAAAUAAUAUAUCUAGCAACCGAUUUAGAGAUAAUCAUCAAAAAGAAUCUUCUUUCAACCUUCUUUUGGAUAUUCUCAAAAACUUUCCAAAACUUUUGAGAGGUUCAGAAGAACAAUUUAAAAUGUUGUUACUCAAGGAAGAUUCUCCAUGUUGUGAAAAAUUACUUCAGAUGUUAGCAAAUGCUGGUCCGUACAUCAAUAUUGAAAUCAGUGAAAUUUACCCACUGCUGAAGAGGUUAUGCCUGGAGGGGACUCGUGCAGAGUCAAAGACUGCUGUUUCUGUAAUUUAUGCGUUACUUGGUUCCUCUGAGCAUUUUAUUUGGUUGGAGCUGGGCCAGAAACUUUUAGAGUCACUUUAUAGUGGCUGGAACCUUCCAACUGUAUUACAGUCUCUGGGAUGUAUAUUCCAGCAUUCAGUUGUGGCAUUUCAGAAAAAGGAGAAUGAAGUCUUCUCAUAUAUCAAGGAAAGAAUUUUUGAGGACCAUCUCUAUGAAGAUGCAUUUGUGGAAGAUGAGAAAUCUGGAAGUCAAAUCUCUUUGAAUUGCCAGUUGAAAAUAUAUGGGCUCAAAACACUAGUCAAGAUAUUUAUACCAAAGAAACUUGUUCCAGGGGAAGUGCAAAUCGCUGUCUUGCUAAAUAUUUUGUCCGAAGUGUUGCUGACAAGUGAAUUUGCCGAUACCUCUGCCACAUCAUGUGAAAAUGAUAUGGCUCACCUGAGGUUAGCUGCUGCUAAAUCUGUCCUUAGGCUUUCAAGACGGUGGGAGAUGCAUAUUUCACCUCAUAUUUUUCGGUCUACUAUUCUGAUGGCAAAGGACUCUUCAUCUCUAGCACGAAAAUCAUUUCUCGAUAAAACUCUCAAGUUACUGAAAGAACAUGCUGUCUCAAGUAAAUUUGCUUGUGCAUUUGCUUUAGCAGCAUCUGAUUGUUCCAAAGACAUGCAAGAUGUGUCAUUGAAAUAUUUGUUAGAGUUCAUCAAAGAUACCAGUAAGGCAGUGCAGAACUGUUCUGCUUCAGCCAAUGAAGAAUCUAUGACAGAUAGCCCUGCAUACAUAAUGGUGUUCUUGCUCCAUGUUCUUGCCCAUGCUGCAGGAUCUUUAUGUGUAGACUCUGACAAUGAAGAAUCUAUUGCUCAAUUUUGCAGGCCUCUUCUUUUCCUUUUGCAUGUGUUGGUUGAUUCUCAAUUUGUUGAUGGAGACUUGGAUCUUGCCAACAAAAACUAUUUGCAUAUGCGAAGCAUUUUUCGGGCCAUCAGAAGAGCAGAAGAUGCUGAAGAUCCUGAGAAAACACCUAAGCUGCAUAUGUUGGCGGAGAUUGGAUUGUCUGUUUUAAAUGCUCUCAAACAUGAUAAUAUCAACUUGUCUAAUGCCCCUGGUCUGGUUCUUCUUCCUUCAUCAUUGUAUAAAACUUGUGAGACGAGGAGAUCUAAUAAGGAUACUUGCUUUCCAGCAGAAGUUGUGGUUAAUGAAAGUUUUCUGAAAAAGCUUGUUCACAUCUUGAAAUGUGAUUUAAUUCAGUUGUCCAGCUCAAAUGUUAAGCAUGGUCGAAAAUGUCUGAAAGACAAUUUGCAAGUUCAGAAUGUUGCUGAUUCAAGCAUGCCAAUUCAACAUGAAGCUCCAAAAAAUGUGAAAUCAGAUAAAGGGACUUCUGGAAAAGCAAUUCCCUUACCUUGUGUCCUAGAAGCGUGUGCUAAAGGAAAAGAACAAAAUACCACAGUCCGCUCUUCUCUGGGAGCACUGCAGUUGCAACAUGUUUCACCAAUUAUUGAGGAAGUUGUGGCUAAUGAUUUUGAAAAAAUUGCAUGUUCGAAAAAACAUCAUAUUGAGGAACUUGUAGAAGAUGGUUUUGAAAAUAUUUCAAGUGCGCAAGCAAAAGGGCAUCAUUUAGGUUCUGAAUCUGGAGUUUUGGAACUAUUUGACGUCGAGUCAGAUAUUUCUACUCAAGAGUUGGAUUUUUCACUGGUAAUUACACAAGAAAAUAGGAAACGGAAAAGUAGCAGUGAAGUUACAGAGUGUCCAGGUCACUGUGAAACGAUUACUAGAAAAGGGCGCAAUUCAGAUGGAUCUACUGAUUCCUUUUCCCAGCAGCGCGGUUCCAAUAAACAAUGCUCCAGUAACUUCGGAAUAGAUGUGGUAUCUGUUUCAGGAGAAGAUGAUGUUAGAACACAAGGAUCAGGAACGAAUAAGCGGAAAGUUCUAGUGGACAGAACCAAUUUAUUGUCCGAGAAUGGUUUGGUGAAACAUCGUCAGCCGAAAAAGAGUUGCCUGGGACUCAAAGUAUCUCUUGACACAUCAGAGUCAGAAGUUUCCUAUGAGAACAAGGAUGUGAUUGCCUUGAGAACUCGGAGACGGAAAACUUAAGUACUGGUGAUGCAGUGCAUAAUUUAUGCCAUGUAAAAUUUUGUGAAGCUAAUAUAACCAUGGAUAUAUGUAGUAUUAUAUAGGGUGCUUCUGUAAAAGUUAUGUGGUCCACUUUUGCUGGUGCGUUAGAUGCGCUUGCUUUGUGCUUCUGUAAAAAUCAUGUUAAAGAAAGUUCAGUUCGCCAUUUUAUUUUUAUGAUCUCCCAAUCUGUAAGUUUCAUUAAA
Molecule: messenger RNA, 4616 nt
Organism: Amaranthus tricolor (Joseph's coat)
Lineage: Eukaryota; Viridiplantae; Streptophyta; Magnoliopsida; Caryophyllales; Amaranthaceae
Product: sister chromatid cohesion protein PDS5 homolog B
Exons: 28
Coding region: 193-4392 (1399 amino acids)
Biological process (GO): DNA repair; mitotic sister chromatid cohesion
Cellular component (GO): chromatin; nucleus
Source: RefSeq, a predicted model, not a curated record